This is a messenger RNA of Acomys russatus (golden spiny mouse), 1953 nucleotides long. RefSeq names its product progestin and adipoQ receptor family member 4 (gene Paqr4). Gene Ontology annotation, cellular component: membrane. The record is from RefSeq and is a predicted model, not a curated record. The coding region runs from base 296 to 1117 and encodes 273 amino acids. Gene Ontology annotation, molecular function: signaling receptor activity. Lineage: Eukaryota; Metazoa; Chordata; Mammalia; Rodentia; Muridae. The transcript is spliced from 3 exons.
GAGAAGCCCGGCUGCCGUUGCGGCCAACGGGAGCUCUCCCUGCGCUGUUCUGCCACGGUGGAGCUGGACGUACUGAGCUCCCACAGCCGGGUCGCUAGCUUCCUCUCCCCUGCGGGGGCGUUGAGCUCACGCGUGCGCAGCGCGUGAGCAAAGCGGGCCGGGACCCCAGGCUGACCCAGUGCAGGGCGACCGGACAGCCCGGAGGUGAAUAAGGAUGAGCUUCCCAGCGCUGCAGCUCCACUGAGGAGGAAGCCCAGGGGUAGAGGGUCGCCAGUCGGCCGCAGUGCGUGAGGCCAUGGCGUUCCUGACCGGGCCGCGCCUUCUGGACUGGGCUAGCUCGCCGCCACACCUGCAGUUCAAUAAGUUCGUAUUGACUGGCUACCGGCCGGCCAGCAGUGGCUCGGGCUGCCUGCGCAGCCUCUUCUACCUGCACAACGAGCUGGGCAAUAUCUACACACACGGGCUAGCCCUGCUGGGCUUCCUGGUGCUGGUGCCGAUGACCAUGCCCUGGAGUCAGUUGGGCAAGGAUGGCUGGCUAGGAGGUACACAUUGUGUGGCCUGCUUGGUCCCCCCUGCAGCCUCUGUGCUGUAUCACCUCUUCAUGUGCCACCGGGGAGGCAGUCCUGUGUACACCCGGCUCCUUGCCCUGGAUAUGUGUGGAGUCUGCCUUGUCAACACCCUUGGGGCCCUGCCCAUCAUUCACUGCACUCUGGCUUGCAGACCCUGGCUUCGUCCAGCUGCCUUGAUGGGUUACACAGCACUGUCAGGUGUAUCCGGUUGGAGAGCCCUCACUGCCCCCUCCACCAGUGCCCGGCUUCGAGCCUUUGGAUGGCAAGCUGGGGCCCGCCUGCUGGUGUUUGGGGCCCGUGGAGUGGGGCUGGGCUCAGGGGCUCCAGGAUCCCUGCCCUGCUACUUGCGUAUGGAUGCACUGGCACUGCUUGGUGGGCUGGUGAAUGUAGCACGUCUGCCAGAGCGCUGGGGGCCUGGCCGCUUUGACUACUGGGGCAACUCUCACCAGAUCAUGCACCUGCUCAGCGUGGGUUCCAUUCUCCAGCUGCAUGCUGGUGUUGUGCCUGACCUGCUCUGGGCUGCGCACCACGCCUGUCCCCCAGACUGAGCUGCCGCCUAGCUGCCAAGCCAGCCUACCCACAGCUUCCUGGGAUAAAUAACACCACCUUUCCUCCUUCUGCUGGUCUGCAAGGGUCUGGCUCCCUGGAGGAAGCACACAUGGGACUUCCUAGCUGGGAGACCACUCUUCAUUCUUCCCUGUGGAUUAACCUCUUCCUGACCCAGGCCUUCAAAUUCGAGCUGCCCCUCUCCCUGCCAUCUUCCCUCCAGGGUACUAUUUCACUGUCAGCUAGAAGGAAACCAUUCUUUCUUUGAGCCUCAAUUUACCCUGUUUGACCUGUGAGUUCAUGUCUGACAGUUGAGCCCAGAACCACUACCCCAUCUUGCUGCUCCCAUAAGACACCUCCUGGAUUCUUGAACUAGCCUCGCUGCCCCUGCUUCCUGACCUCCAUCUACCUGCCCUGCAUGCCAGACCUCUCAGCAGCCACAACUUUACCCUUCCUGUCAUUCCUGCAGUCAGGAUGCAGGGCAGUGGGACCAGGAUCUUAUCUCAGGACCAAGCAGCAUUGGUCCUGCCUGUAUUAUCUGGCCAAGAGACAUAAGGGGAGCUGCUGCUUUUCCUAGGCAACAGGCACAGAUGUGGAAUGGAGGCUUUGGACUCAGGCUCCACUGGACCAAGGACUCAUCGUGUCAGUGCCAUGGUCUGACUGGUUGACCUGCCCACCAGAGAGGUGUCUACUCAGGAAAUCUCUAUACAGUGGGUGGCUCCAGCCUGCUGGCCCAAGGGCACUCUAUAGCAGGGUACCGCCUCACAGCCAGAUUUUCCUGGAGGCCUAAGACCCUGGACAACAUCAAUAAAGGGACAGAAAGCGCUGUGUUGCCAUA